Molecule: messenger RNA, 660 nt
Organism: Penicillium waksmanii
Lineage: Eukaryota; Fungi; Ascomycota; Eurotiomycetes; Eurotiales; Aspergillaceae
Exons: 1
Coding region: 1-660 (219 amino acids)
Source: RefSeq, a predicted model, not a curated record
AUGUCUUUUCGAUCUCUUCUGACAGGUUUCCUGGCCUUAUCAAGCACUGCGUCCGCCGCUGCACUCGCACUCCACCCACGCUCGUCCAUCACACCGCCAGACGGCUGUCCCAUCCCCAACUGGACCGUCUCCAAUUUCAAAUGGUUCAAUGGCUCCCACAGUCUGGACUGCGUCCACAGCGAUGUGGAUAAGAACACUAAGGGGUGUCUCUGCGGCCAGGGCUGGUGCGAUCCAGACCCAGCGACCUGCAACGGCUCAAUGGUGAACGUCUGCUGGACCGGCAUGCCCAAUUAUGAGCCUUGGGGCUAUGGUCCCAAACAAACGCUCGACAUUGGCUUCGAGGAUGGUCUGACCUGCCACGACGAGUACAUCGGAUACCGCAUCCACGAUAUCGCUCAUGGCGAGAGCAAUUGUGGCUAUGCGGAUCGUGGCGCUGGGCGCAUCGUUGCAUUCUACGGCUCUUCCAAUGAGGCUAGCUCUGUCGGUCAUAUGGAUUAUACCCUCGGCAGUGGCCAUUCUCUCAAGUGUGAGAAUGGAAGUUCUAUCACUUACUCCGGGAGUGUCGAUUUCCCUCUCACCUGCGAGCACGAUUCGUACUUCAAUGCCACUUGCACGGCGCCGGUGUUUGAGGUCCCGGUCUUGAGUUAUCAGUGGGUUUAG